AUGCGGGCACACCUUCUGCGCAUCGAGGCCGAGGCCGAAGCGCCGGCGCGCAACGCAACCUCGCGUCAGCACAUACCAGAUGAAGACGUGUUCAGGUUGAUUCAGCUUGCUCGGGACUUGAAGGCCUUGGCCCCGGAGACCUACAAUCCUAGAGACUUCCGCGCCAUAAUGGAUGCUCUCCUGGAUCUGUUCAUCGCGCACAGACACAAUGAAACUAUGACGACUGCUCUCCUCGCUCUUUUUAUCUCAUUCAUGGACAGAAACGCCGCUGCCGCGUACGAAGCAGCGCACAGCACCCGAGCCUCCAACAUGUCCACCCGCUCGCCGAGAGCGAUAAGGGCGACUGUUCAAUCUCUCGAUCGUGAGAUAGAAGGUCUCGAAGGGGCGCUUAGCGCCUUGCGCGCGGGUCAGAGAGUGCUCACCAGGCGCAGGCAGGAUCUCGGAGGGCGACUCGUAGCUGCGCGUGAAGAGCUGGCGCAAGCCAAGAGCGAACUACGGCGCAUUCGCACAAGUUCGUUUAGUACUCGUUCCACGGGUGCGAAUGCUGCUGUAGAGGUCUUGGGGGAGUUCUCUGAAUCCGAGUCGUCGAGAAGGCCUCCGUUUGAGGUUCGCGGACCGGCGCGGACGGGAGGUAGUCUGCGUCUGGCAUAG
This is a messenger RNA of Peniophora sp. CBMAI 1063, 651 nucleotides long. The record is from the annotation of a GenBank genome assembly. Lineage: Eukaryota; Fungi; Basidiomycota; Agaricomycetes; Russulales; Peniophoraceae.